Molecule: messenger RNA, 1716 nt
Organism: Podarcis raffonei (Aeolian wall lizard)
Lineage: Eukaryota; Metazoa; Chordata; Lepidosauria; Squamata; Lacertidae
Product: cyclin-dependent kinase 2-associated protein 1-like
Exons: 2
Coding region: 172-558 (128 amino acids)
Cellular component (GO): nucleus; cytoplasm
Source: RefSeq, a predicted model, not a curated record
UCUCUCUCUCUCUCCAUAUGUGACGCGGCCAUAUUUGCGGCGUGCGCUUGUCUCUGGCAGUAAACAAGCCCCAAAGUCUCGGGCAAGACAGACGGAGCGACGGACAGGCCGACGGAGCCCGAGGGAGCCGCGCCGCGGAAUUUCAGGACAUUUCGCCGCCUCCUCCCGCCGAUGUCGCUGCUGCUGCUCGGCAUGUCUUACAAGCCAAACUUGACCGCGCACAUCGCGGCGGCGGCGGCGGCUCCCAUCAGCCAAGCUGGGAACGUCCACUCUCCUUCCACCAGCAUGGCAGGCUCAGGGCAAUACAGACAGCUUAUAAAUGACUACGGACCCCCAUCUCUAGGUUACACACAAGGAGUGCAGGGAACGAGUAGCAGUCAAGUACCACAGAGCAAGUAUGCAGAACUUUUGGCCAUCAUAGAAGAAUUAGGAAAAGAAAUCAGGCCUACAUAUGCUGGAAGUAAAAGUGCCAUGGAAAGGUUAAAACGAGGCAUCAUUCAUGCCAGAGGACUAGUUCGAGAGUGUUUGGCAGAGACUGAGCGCAAUGCAAGAUCCUAGCAUCUCUUCCCGUGGCUGCAAGAUUUUUCCACCUCUUAUGAAAAAGGGACACCAGUUCCUUUGGAGACUACAGAAGGCAUUCAGAGAGAUCCCUUAAUUUGACUCUACCACUCCCCCCCCCACUGCCAUUUCCAAGAAUGUGGGCCGCAAUCCAAAGUAGCACUUGGGAGGCAACCAAGGGCUUGUGUGCCCAGUGGAAAGUUUGAAUCCCCCCAACUAAUACAUCCACCCUCAGCUCAGCAUCCAGCAUGGGGGGCAUUGGUUUGAGAAAGUCGAAAGGUCCCCUUGGGUGGAUAAAACUUGUGCUGUCUUUUUUCCUUCUGGAUCCUGGCCAUAGUCAACAAGAUUAUCCUUCCUCUCAUUUAAAGUGGAGUUUGCAGUAUUUCAUUUAAGUUGAGGCAUUCCCUGAAUUAGUUGGAAUUUUUUAUUUAAAAACUGCAUUCCUCUCUCUUAAUUCUCUGUUCUGCCUCAGGUUGCUCCUUCAGCUAACAGUGUUCCCCAUAUCCAGUGGUUUUCAAACUGCAUUCUAGGAAAGGUCUACGGCUCCUUAGCUUUCUAGGGACUUCUCAGUAACAAUAUCAGUAAUGUUGGACACGCUCCCCUGAAAAGGGAGCUCCUCUGCUGCCGCCAGUAUUCCUGUGUAAUGUAAAAGGAGCGCUGGUUAUGUUCUAGGUUGCAAGGUAUGGUUAUGUGGGGCAUUGGCAAAGCUAAGCAGCUCCAGACAUCACACCCCAUGGAUUGGGUGUACACAACCCCGAGUCCUCUGCAGUGCAGCAGACUUCCUAUGGCAAACGCUCAGCCUUUGCAGAACAGCAUAGGAGUAAAGGGCUCCUUGAAAGCAAAAUUUGAAAACAGCUGCCUUAAUCCUCAAAGCAUUCAUUUGGCUUCACCACUAAACCAUUUCUUACCAGACUCCUUUAAGUUUGAGUACAGAUAUUGUUUCGUUUCACCAGCUGACAGCCUAAUUUCUAAUUUGGUGCAUGCACCAUAAAUUUUGUUCAAAAAUUAUCCCCGCUCCCCACCAUUUUGCAUGAUUGUUAAGUGUUUCCAUUAAAAGUGCAUGAGUUCUACAAAAAGACUAUUCUAACCUGUCACAGGCCCCAAAAGCAACUCUAUUCCCCCAGAUUUAAAUUGUAACUUUGCCAAAAAAAAAAAUAA